GCGACCUGUGACCUUACUCGAACAACAACAAGAAACAUGGCGGCCUCCACUGGUCUGGAACUUCUCUACGCCAGCGUACAAAAUCAAAUUAGAUCGCAGUAUGAUGCCCUCAUUUGUUGUUUGCACUGGAAUAUGGUGCAGAAUGGAUUCAAGUGUGUCGGUGCGGGAGAUAUGGCAACCGGCCAAAAGACUGAGCUGCUUCCAAGUGAGUGGAAUGGGGGAACCGGUGAGGCCUACAACCUGAGAUAUCAACCUGCCGAGGGGACAGACUACUACCUGCUGAAGGUGGUCAGAAUGGACGAUACCCUGCUGGUUCACAUUCUGAGGGAAAAAGAUGAGAGGAUAUCCAAUGUUUCUCUGGAAACUUCCGACUAUGUGGAUGUGGACAACUUGGGAGAUUUUAACCGGAUGUUUAAGAACUUGAGCAAGCUGCAGCAGAAGUUCAAAUCAGAGCUGACGGACAAACUCAAAGCAACCCCAUCAACAAGCUCUAGCUCUACAUCCCGACAGAACCCCAGAGACACACAGUCACGGCAGGACCCCGUGGGUAGGGAGGAUGAUACAGACCCUCUCAGAAUACCCAGGAGACAACCCAACCAAGGUGGAAGACCAGAUUGGGGGCAGCCAAGAAAUCCAUUUGUAGUGGGUGAGGGUGAUUUGGAUCCAUUUAGCGGUGCCCCACCUGGAAUGCUAAUGGAUCCUGCACGGUCAGGCUUCCCUCGGCCUGGAUUCCCAGGAGGGUAUGGGGGAGGACUCGGAAUGCCUGGACCUGGUAGAUUACCAAGGGGUGCAGUGCCUCCAGGUGCCAGGUUUGAUCCUAUUGGUCCACCAGACCCAGACGGCGGUCUUCCAAAUCCGCAGGGACGAUUCCGUGGUGAACCUGACCCAGACCAUGGGCCACCACCAGGAUUUGAUGAUAUGUACAUGUAGGAGUGGAUUACAGUAGUGCUGUUCUCUCACCAGUGGGCAAUGUUAUUAAAUGUAUUUAAUAAUAUUCAAUAAUAUCUAUUAUGUUUGAUAAUAUUUACUAGGACAUUUUAAAGUGAUUAAUUUUAGCAUUGCUGUUCUUUUUCCAGAGGUUCCUUUAUGUUCAAGUUAUUAAUUCGUUGUUAUAGUCCGUGUGAGAAGAACUCGUUCAGAUUCUGCUGUUCUCAUUCCUGUGGGUUGGGUGAAAUAGCCUAAAGAUAAGG
Patiria miniata (bat star) is the source of this 1190-nucleotide messenger RNA. It is a transcript of the gene psmf1, whose product is annotated as proteasome inhibitor PI31 subunit-like. The coding region runs from base 37 to 930 and encodes 297 amino acids. NCBI's taxonomy places the organism in Eukaryota, Metazoa, Echinodermata, Asteroidea, Valvatida, Asterinidae. Gene Ontology annotation, molecular function: proteasome binding; endopeptidase inhibitor activity. Gene Ontology annotation, biological process: proteasome-mediated ubiquitin-dependent protein catabolic process. The transcript is spliced from 6 exons. The record is from RefSeq and is a predicted model, not a curated record.